GAAGUAAAGAAAAGAUGCAUUAACAAAAAUGAAGUUUAUUGUGGUGGGGGUGGGAGUGGGGGGUUUCCGUUUAACUCCACAGCCUAAAAGGGAAAUUGAAUGAAUUCUUUUGUAUUUAUAUUUGUAGCCCAGAAAGCUCCAGUCCAAUCUCAUUCAACCCCUUUCUCGCUUCUGCUUCUGGAUACAAUUAUACCUACAGCAUUCCUGUAUCCUGUACAUGGCUUCUUGAUAGAGGGUAAUUCAAUUCUUUCCCAGUUCGACUCUGACAUUGUUCCUCUGUUGUUUGGUUGGUGAGGAUGGUCAUUAGAUAUUGAUAUUUCAAAUUAGUUGCGAAAAAUUGGAAGGGAUGGACCAUAAAGUGGAGACUCAAGUCGACUUUCUGCAAUGUCUUGAGACAGACGUGUGCUUGUAUAUCAUGAGUUUCUUAGAUGAUCCAGGUGAUCUAGUUCGGGCAAGUGUUGUUUCACGCUCUUGGCACCAAUUUGUGAUUGCAAGUGGACUGGCAAAGCAGUUGUGCUUAAAAGCAUUCCCGCAGCUCCACAAUAUUAUUGAUGUUGUUAUUGCAAGUGAAGGGACGAUAAAUUCUAUUGAGGAAAAAACCCACAAUGCCAUGGAACGGGAGAUUCUUGAGAGGGAUCAUAAGGUAUAUGCAGCUCUACUUCAGGCCCUCACAAGAUCAAAGGUUUGUCCUAAGGAUUGCAUAGCAAAUGCAAUUAGCGCGUCCAGCACUGACAAUUACCCAGAUGAAAGUGUUGUCAAUACUCUAAAUCCAAGGGACAGAUUCAUUAGGCGGGCUUCAUACUGGUCAAGUAAAGGACAAAGUAAUCCUGAAGUGCCUGAGAUGUUAAUUUAUAAACUAAGAGCCGGAAUUUGGGUUAUUACUGAGAUCGAUAUUCAACCAUUUGAAGCUUUUUUCCAGCCGGACAAACCAAUAUACUCCGCAAAAUUUGUAAGAUUCCGAAUGGGUCAUCCAAAAUCCCCAAGAGAGAUUGGAAGUGACCUCCACCAUUUGCCAUUACAGAGACCUGCUGAUGACAAGUUUGUAUGGACUUACACUUCGCCAGAGUUUCCAAUGGUGCAGGAGAAUCGGUUGCAGCCAUUCGAGCUACCAGAACCUGUCCUUUGUGUUGGCGGAUAUUUGCAGAUUGAGUUGUUGGGUAGGGUUCAGAGACAAGAGAUGGAUGGAUUAUUCUACAUAUGUGUGUGUUAUGUUCGUGUUCUGGGACGACCCCUCUUUCCUACAUUUGAAAUGGACAUGGUCGAGCCAGAUGGAAAGCUCUUGCUCAAGUACUACCCUGAAAAUCUGACCUCUGUCCUGCAAAGCUCGUCAAGCACUGAAAUCCCUCGUCUGCGCCACCUAGAAGCAGAGAUGUUGGCGGAGCGACUAGGUUUGCUGGAAGACUUGCUGCGUGGGAUACAACAAGGGCCUAACAACCCCUUUAUUUGGGAUGAAGAUGAUGAUGAUGAAAUCAACGGCGGUCUUGUUCUGUAAUUGUGCUUAUAUGUUUGAUCUUCUCAACUCCACCCCAUUUCCAAGAGUAGGACUGUGUAUAGCUCCACCCAUGGUUUUUCUUUUUAGUGCUAAUGUUGUUGGGAACAAGAGCAUGUCUAUUGGCUUCUUAUUUCUUCUGAUAAGUUGUCUUUGAUAAA
Molecule: messenger RNA, 1650 nt
Organism: Sesamum indicum (sesame)
Lineage: Eukaryota; Viridiplantae; Streptophyta; Magnoliopsida; Lamiales; Pedaliaceae
Product: F-box protein At4g00755
Molecular function (GO): protein binding
Source: RefSeq, a predicted model, not a curated record